AUGGCACGAUCAAAAAAAGCAAUAAAACAGCAAAAGGCAAAUAGGCGAAGAGGUAGUGGUACCAAAAAAGCACCGACGAAACGAUUAAAUGCUUCAGGAAAUGAACAAAGUUCAGCAUUGAACGAUCAAACCUCAGCAUCGACUUCUUCUGGUUCUCCUGUAAUGACGAAUUUUGUUCCAUCAACUUCAUUUAAAAUUGUCAAACCUUACAAUUAUGUCGGAAAAUGUCCGUUAACUCGUUUUGGUGUCUAUGGAAUUAUUGAAGAAUUUGGCAUUCCAUUGUGUCCAGAUGAAAGUCAAACAUCGACACAUUUACUUCGGUAUCAUUUAGUCAAUGUUCAUCGAAUGAACUAUGAAUGUGCAAAAAAAUUAAUAUUAGCUCUGAUGAAUAAAGCGGAUGUAAAUGAACUUGUUUUUAAGAAAGAUGAUCAUGUUGCCAUAUCAAAUUUAAAAUAUACAUGCCCAUUAUCAUCAAAAGAUAGUUUAUUAUUUAAAGAUCAUCCAUUAUGGAGAAAUUGUCCCUGUUUAAUUGGAAAUGAAGGGUGUAUAGAUAAAUUAAGACCGAACGAAUUAAAAAAACAUAUGCGAUUACAUCAUAAUAUUGAAGAUGAAGCAAGUUUACAGUAUAUAUUAACAAAUUCACCAGAUUUUCUCCAAUAG
Molecule: messenger RNA, 660 nt
Organism: Didymodactylos carnosus
Lineage: Eukaryota; Metazoa; Rotifera; Eurotatoria; Philodinida; Philodinidae
Source: the annotation of a GenBank genome assembly